AUGUGCAGCGGUGGAAGAGUUGGUGGUGGUGGUGGUGAUGGUGGAAGAGUUGGUGACAGCAACAGUGGCGUUGUCGAUGGCGGCGACGGUGGCAUUGGUGGUGGAAGAGUUGGUGGUGGCAGCAGUAACGAUUGCAGUGGCGGUGGAAGAGUCGGUGGCAAUGGCGGUUAUGGCAACAUUUCUCGAGAAACAAACAGGGUGAUAGAGAGAGAAUGGAGCGAUGUCAUCUCCUCCUCCUCCUCCUCUGCCACCGCCGCCUCUUCCUCUGCCGCCGAAGAUGGACAUGUUGAUAAGGAUGGCGAUAGUGGACGAGAAUGGAGCAAUGUCGACGGAUUUCGAGGUCGGCGAGAUCGACAAGGGUUUUAA
Molecule: messenger RNA, 366 nt
Organism: Quercus robur (English oak)
Lineage: Eukaryota; Viridiplantae; Streptophyta; Magnoliopsida; Fagales; Fagaceae
Exons: 2
Coding region: 1-366 (121 amino acids)
Source: RefSeq, a predicted model, not a curated record